AUGAAGCAGCCAGCGGUCCGCACAGCCGCAGCCAACCAGGCAGUCUCCUCGCUCAUCCCUCUGCUACUCCGUUGGCCAGCUAGCUACCGUGGGAUGGGUGGAUAUGGAGGGAUAAACGGCGGCGGCGUCGGCGUCGGCGUAAGCGUAGGCGUAGGCGUGGGCGGAAUGGACCCCACCCGCAGCCCCGAAGCCUCGAGCGGCCCUCGACCCCAUCUCGUCCUCAACACGCGCGACCUGACGCCGCGCCAGCUCCCGCUGCCCCCGCUCCCCAUCAGCUUGAAAGAUGCCUUUCACGCCUUCCAGCCGCCGCCCAAGCCCCAGCCCCGUCUUGACACUGAGCCGCUUAACCACUCCUUGACUGCCCGGCCUGUCUCCGCGCCGAGCUCGCAUUCGAGCGGUUCUGGCUCGGGGUCGUCGCUUGUUACGCCGGCUCAUACUCCGCAUACUCCCCCGGGCCAUACUGCUCACGCCGCGCAUGCUGGACCGACGCAGUAUGGCUCGGCCAGCGGUGGUGGACAGCAGUAUCCCGCGGGACAGUACUAUCCCCCCCACUACUAUUACGGGUACUACGACUACUCGCACCCUUACUACUCCUAUCCUCAUGCUCGUGAGAGGGCCGCGUCGCCGCCGACACCCAAGCCUGAGCCAGCGACCUAG
Molecule: messenger RNA, 657 nt
Organism: Trichosporon asahii var. asahii CBS 2479
Lineage: Eukaryota; Fungi; Basidiomycota; Tremellomycetes; Trichosporonales; Trichosporonaceae
Exons: 2
Coding region: 1-657 (218 amino acids)
Source: RefSeq, a predicted model, not a curated record